AAGUUGUCUGCACUUGCAUGAUAUUUAAUCACAUACUUAUCUUUACAAUAAAAUCCAAUAGUUUUAAAAAAGCAAUUAGAAGGGGGUAUUUCUACCCAGGGUACCACAGUUUUUUUUCUCGCGUGCGGCGAUUGAGUGCGGAGAUGUUUCGGGAUCGGCCACAGGUCGAUUACACUUCUUCGGCCGAAGGCCGAAGCCACGAGCGGGUCACUUUAAAGACUUGACCAAAAUUAAAACCCGUUCAUGAAAAGACUCUGGCACCUAGCAGGGCGUUCCAAGCCCUUUUUUAAAAGCAACUCAAGUGGGUUAGAAUCCAAUACGU
Messenger RNA from Porites evermanni, 322 nucleotides. The record is from the annotation of a GenBank genome assembly. Lineage: Eukaryota; Metazoa; Cnidaria; Anthozoa; Scleractinia; Poritidae.